GUGAGCUCCUAUUAACACAAGGUGACACGUUAUCUUAUCUGUCUGUUCUGUGACAUAAGGCGACCGCAGAAGACAUACAGGAUGCAGUGUAUCAAGAUGCAGUACAUCAUCAGUCUGUCGUUAAUCGCAGGGGCUCUUGCUGCACCAACGAGUCCUUUGCCAUCGAGUACAGCUGCAGCUGCCCAGUUGACCAGCUUCUUCAAACAGAUCUUCAACAGUCUCGAUGAUAAUAAAAACGGGCACAUAGAAGUAGUUGAGAUGUACAAAGCUUUCGACGAUGAUGACACGAACAAGGAUCACAACUUGAGUAUGGAUGAGUUCACGGCAGGGAACACAACUCAGAGGAAGUUCCUGGAAGCAGUGUUCAAGAGCAUGGAUUCCGACCAUGACGGCUACAUCAGUCGUCAAGUGACUACUACCAUCUUUAAGAUGCUGGACAAGAACGGUGAUGGCCUCAUCGACCUCAACGAAUUCAUUGACCAGUACUCAAAAAUUUUGUCCUUGAUUCUGCAAGAUUUCGAGCCCCCACAAGGAAAUUAAAGAGGAAGGAUAUUAAGAAAAGGGACAUUGACACCGCUAUGUAUCAAGGAAAUAACUCUACAUUUGUUGUUAUGACCAGCACGUGACUUGUUGCCUCAUUAAACACAUGUAAACAUCAA
This is a messenger RNA of Haliotis rubra (blacklip abalone), 659 nucleotides long. RefSeq names its product calmodulin-4-like. The coding region runs from base 82 to 540 and encodes 152 amino acids. The transcript is spliced from 7 exons. Gene Ontology annotation, molecular function: calcium ion binding. NCBI's taxonomy places the organism in Eukaryota, Metazoa, Mollusca, Gastropoda, Lepetellida, Haliotidae. The record is from RefSeq and is a predicted model, not a curated record.